AUGGAAGUUGUUCUGUCUGCGGCUGCAGGUGACCUUGUUAGCAGAUUCUUCUCCUUUUUGAUCGGGAGAUACACAGCCCUCACAUGCUUGGAGGAGACGCAUGUGGAUGUGGAGAGGUUGCAGCAACUCCUGAUAAGAGCUCAAAUGGUUGUCGAGGAGGCCGAUGCACGGUACAUCACCAACUCUGGUAUGCUUCUACAACUGAAGAUGCUAGCUAGGGCUAUGUACCAUGGUUAUUAUGCGCUAGACACUUUCAAGUGCAACCAACUCAUAAACAAAGAGGGCUCCAAGGAAGUGAUGGAUGCUGGCUCAUUUGCAUCAUAUCUUGGCACUGCCCUGAAGCGCUUCCGCACAAACACUGAUGUGUCAAAUCACAAAGUUUAUAACAACUGUGACCUAGAAGGUGCCUUGUUGAAUUUAGAGACUGUCGUUUCUAAUAUCACAGAGUUUGUUAUACUUUUGGGUGGGUGCCAACCCAUGUUUCGCAGACCCUACGACACAUAUCUUUACGUCAACAACUUCAUGUUUGGUCGCUGGACCGAGAAGCAACAAGUUGUCAACUUCUUGCUACAACACUUCCAUCUUGGUUCUCCGCCUGUGCUUGCCAUCAUCGGCGGCUUCCAAGUCGGGAAGAAGACUCUCGUAGCUCAUGUAUGCAAUGAUGAGAAUGUCCGCAGUUACUUCUCUUCAAUUUUGCACUUUAAUGAAGACAAUUUCUGUAGGAUAGAGAAUGAAACGUGCACAUCAGGAAGAACACUGGUUAUUGUCGAAUUUCGUUCAGAUGUUGAUGAUGAGAAGUGGAAACCUUUUUACCGGGCAGUGGCAUCCAUGCGCAUAGGAAGUAAGAUUAUAAUCAUAAGUAGGAUGGAUAGCUUGAUGAAAUAUGGUACCGUGAAGCCAAUCCACCUAAGUAAAUUACCGGAUGAGGAGUACAUUUACCUCUUCAAGACACUAGCAUUUGGAAGUGCACGCACUGAGGACCACCCAAAGUUGACAUUGUUGGCAGGAGAGUUCAUCAAACUGUGUGAUGGGUCAUUUGUGGCAGCAUAUUCAGUUACCAAUGGGUUGAGGACGAAUCUAAGCCUCCGACACUGGGUUUGCAUGUUUAAGAGAUUCAAGAAUGUGACAAAGAACAACUUGUCCAUGUUUGGUGAGCAUCUUUCACACCGUUUCAAAAGACAAUGUCUAGUCGACUUCACCAACUUUCUUCCUUCUCCUGCUGCUCCACUAUACCUUAUGCCUCCUCGGACUGAAGCUGAGGUUUCCGAAAGGAGACUAUCCAAGAUUAAGAUUAGAGACAUCAUUGAUGAUCCCUCAGUUCGUCCCAAGGGUGACUUUAUAUUAGUGAUAUGGGAAUCAAGGAUACCUCCUUAUACUGAGUUCAGUUACCAUGUUCCGUCUUGUGCUCAACCACAAUCUAAAAUAACCUUGAGGAGGAAGCGUGAAGCAACUAUGUCUGUGUAG
Triticum turgidum subsp. durum (durum wheat) is the source of this 1464-nucleotide messenger RNA. The record is from the annotation of a GenBank genome assembly. NCBI's taxonomy places the organism in Eukaryota, Viridiplantae, Streptophyta, Magnoliopsida, Poales, Poaceae.